Molecule: messenger RNA, 822 nt
Organism: Postia placenta MAD-698-R-SB12
Lineage: Eukaryota; Fungi; Basidiomycota; Agaricomycetes; Polyporales; Adustoporiaceae
Exons: 2
Source: RefSeq, a predicted model, not a curated record
AUGCCUUCCCGAGCUUCAUCUGAAAAUACUCUCCACCGCAAGGCUGCCUCUGGGCAGAAUCCACGACCCCAGACCCCAGAAAACUCUCGUCCAACGUUAGCUGAGUUGCAGACAACGCCACUCGAUCCCAAGAUCUCUACACGCCGGUCUCUUUCUGCUGAGCCUUCCAAAGGUGCAGGUCUUGAUCCGCAUCGCAUUGAACUGGGUGACGAAAUGGCCGAAUACUGGGCGAAGAUGGCGGUCAAAACAUUUCUUGACGAACAUGUCCCCGGUGGUGACCCUGAUGAGCAAACCAAAAGUAUGUUCCAUAAAUUCGACGGCGAAAUGCUCGACAAACUAGAAUUUGUUAUGGCUUCGGAACUGAUCAAGGGCGUUCAAUCUGUAUUCCAGUGCAACGCUGACAACACUCUUGUCGCGAAAGAUACUGCAGACUGGCCUGACAACACAGAUGCCAUCGACCGGGCGGUAAGCGCGACGAUGAGACCCGACGUCUGUAUUUACAGCACUGAUGACGACCAUGCCGCGCCAUACACUCUCACUGCUCAAGAGCUUGCGGGGCGCAAGUACUCGGAAGAGCGCAAGCAGAAAUUGGCUCGAACUCGCUGGGGGUCAAUGGUCGUUCCUAUUGAGCUCAAGUCAGACAUUUCCAGGGCACCGUUUCAUUUUGGGAACAGCCGCACGGAGGAGACGGAGAAGAAGAUAAAGGCACGAGGGCAGAUCGCCGACUAUGCUACGAGGAUCAUGCAACGCCAGCACCGGCUGUUCUUAUUCAUGAUUGUCAUCUGCAAGCGUGAGGCGCGGUUCCUGCGUUGGGAUCGAUCU